Exaiptasia diaphana is the source of this 1963-nucleotide messenger RNA. RefSeq lists its product as uncharacterized. NCBI's taxonomy places the organism in Eukaryota, Metazoa, Cnidaria, Anthozoa, Actiniaria, Aiptasiidae. The transcript is spliced from 2 exons. Bases 337 to 1554 code for a protein of 405 amino acids. The record is from RefSeq and is a predicted model, not a curated record.
AAAUGUCCCUAGACGCGAAGGUUAUGGCCGAAAUGAGGAAAGGCAAAAUUUUAGGCCUAGUUACAAUGAUUACGGACAAUACGUUGACCAGGGUUUCAAUGAUAUUCGCCAACAUGGCUAUAGGCAAAAUGACCAUAGGCAAAACGACUCGUUUCAGCAGGAAGGCUGGGGACAAGAACCUGACCCUCGCAUUCCAGCACAAAACCCUAGGGGAGGACAUGUCCGAUCGUCAGGACACCCGAGUCAGUUAAACGAUUAAGGGUCUCUCAAGCCCGGGAAUUUGAUGGGACCCCUGUAAGCAAAUUUAAUCUUAAGCAAAGUAAGAAAGACAUUGACAUGUCUCCACAGCAAAUUGAAGGUAAACCAAUAGAGGGAAAUAGGAAUCUUCCCCUUAGUAAUCCACAAKUGACGGACAAUCAGAAUGAACAAUUUACUCAGCGAAUUGGCAUCCCGGACAAUUCGAUAAAUGAUUCUAUUGAUAUUAGGACUGAUGACAGUCACAUGAAUCUGAAACAAGGCGAAAAUUUGGCAAAUGACGAGAUUGUUUCUAAAAAUAAAGCCCAAAGUGACAAAAUAGCAAUUGAUGAGACUGUUUCUACAGAUAAAGUUGAUUUUGACAGCAAAAGUUUUUGUGAGGACGAGAUACGCGAACUCUUCACUGAAUUACCAUUUACGAAUAAUGACUACGAGGACAUUGACAUACCGCAAAUAACACUGUUUAGACCUGAUGAGUUUGUUAGCAUGAAUGAUUUAAGCGAUUUGACACAAUCGAAUGUUACUAACUCAGCGGACACUCAAACAGAUCAGGCAUUCACGCCCACUAGUCAAGACCCACUCCCGCCAAUAGGCGAGUUAUAUAAGACAUUUUUCAGGCAAUUYUUACAAGUCAUUGUAAUGACCCUAGCACUAUUAGUGUUUCCGGCUUUACAAUUUAUCACAUAUUCCAAAGAUUAUAUCGCGAAGUUAGGUUACUAUGUUGUAUCGAAGAAAGACAUUUCCAAAGGGACCAUUAAGUUUAUUAUGAGAAAUAUUGGCGCCAUAUUUUUAAGUAUCCAGGGACAAUUUUCCAAGUUAAGAAUGUAUUUUUAUAGUGAUGCACACCAAAGUCAAGGUGUUUUCCAAGUUUAUAGUACCAAGUCUGCAGCAUUUUAUACGCGUUUAGUAGAGUACAUUUUUCAAAAAUUCCCAUUUGUUCAAUUUUACAAGAAGCAUCACGAUUUAGCUGACAACGCAUGUCAAAACGUUUUACAAGGUCCCGAUAAAUUUUGUCAAGUCCCACAUAUAGAAGUUUUAAAUGAACGUAGGCAAAAAUGCAACGAUGACACGGAAGUGCACAGCCGGAGUUCUAGCAUUUUUGAGGAACACGUUCAACAUUUUUCAAGUAAUGGCCAAACAGAAAACAAAGAAGUAAUCGGAAAUGUUGACACUGUUCCUUUCUCAUCAGAUACAGCAAACCUAUCAAGUCGUUUCAAUGCACAUGUUAGUCUAGUGACUAACACACUAAAUUUGCCUGAAAGUAUUUAUGGGAGCUGUUGUACUAACACAAUGUUAUAGUUGAGAAGGCUCUACCUUUGUCCCGCGACCAUACUACAGUUGCUACAUCACGCUGACCAUAGCACGUGGCUUGGUAUUGAUUGAACCCCAGGAUCAAACUCAAGUAUCAACAUACAAAAAGUUAUAUCAUUCAAGUUGGAGCUUCAGUACCGCUCUAGUCAAAGUAAGCCCACGCCUCACAGAAAACUUCAGUAACUCCUACGGAGACAGAUAUCACCUGUGUGGCACUAUGCCUCGCCAUUAUCAACACAGAUCUUUUUGCAACUUCUUAUACACGCCAUGCCAUGGUAAAUCAAUAAACAUUGCACGAUAUCGUUAAGGCACGUGGCAAGAGCCUUGAUUUGGAAUGCAGUACACAAUGUACUCAAGUAAGAAUAGCGCUCUACAUCAAUAAUGCGCAAUGCAUGAU